This is a messenger RNA of Funneliformis mosseae, 1339 nucleotides long. Lineage: Eukaryota; Fungi; Glomeromycota; Glomeromycetes; Glomerales; Glomeraceae. The record is from the annotation of a GenBank genome assembly.
AUGAACAACCCUAAUGAAGGUGCUAAUCCUUCUUUCAGUGAUAAUCUACCAUCUGCUACUUUACCGGUUUCUUACAUACCUGUCACUUCACUGGUUGUUGAUCGAACAACAUAUUCGGAUGUGGAUCCUAUAAAUUGGUCGAAAGCGAAGAAGUAUUUUAUCGUCGCAGUGAUUUCUUAUGCCGGAAUGAUUACAGGAUUGUCGGGAUCAAUGUUAUACCCCGCAUUAUUAAAUAUUCGAGAAGAAUUUGAUGUUGAAGAAGAUCUAGCAAAUGUUUUGGUUUCGAUUUACCUGGUAUUUCUAGGAAUUUCGCCACUCGGUUGGGCAUCUUAUUCUGAUGUAUUUUCGACUAGACGCAAGGUUUAUUUGACCUCUUAUGUGUUAUAUGUCAGUGCAUCUUUAAUAUGUGCUUGGUCACAAAACAUUUGGUUACUUAUCGCAAUGCGUGGAAUUCAAUCUUGUGGUUCUUCAGCUGUUCAAAGUGUAUCAGCGGGAGUUAUAAGUGACAUCUUCAUUCCAUCCGAUAGAGGAAGUUCGUAUGGUAUCUUUUAUGCUGGUUAUCUUGCCGGUCAAAUGAUUGGACCAAUUUUCGGAGGAUUUGUGAACCAAUUUCUUGGAUGGAGAUGGAUCUUUGGAAUUUGCACAAUAUUAGGUGGAAUAUUAGUUGUAAUUAUUUUCUUCUUUCUUCCCGAAACGUUCUAUAAUCGUCAAAUUGGAACCUUACCAACGACAGCGACUUCAACAGAACAAAAGUUGCGAUUUAAUCCAUUUUUACCAUUAAAAUCAUUAUCAAAGCCACAUAUUAUAUUCAUUGUAGCAUAUAUGAAUACAUUAGCGAUUUUACAUUAUGUUCAAGAUAUUCUAAUUCCACGUACAUUUAGUGAUGAAUAUGAAUUAAAUUCUUCACAAAUUGGAUUGGUUUUCUUGGCCCCUACAUCCGGGUAUAUUUUAGGAAGUGUUAUUGGUGGGAAAUUUUCUGAUUAUAUUUUACAAAAAGUCAAGGCGAUGCAUCAUGGUAUCAUGGAACCUGAAAUGAGACUUCAUAGUGUUUGGAUUUCCGCCUUAAUUUUACCGGUAUCUUAUAUCACUUAUGGAUGGUUGCUAUCAGAAGAAGUUGAUUUGGUCUUGCCGAUUAUCACAUUAUUUAUUGCUGGUUUCAAUGGAUACAUAGUUCAAAGUUGUACUAGUACAUAUUUAGUUGACGUAAGUCCUGAUAAUAGUGCAUCCGUACAAGCAGCGAACAAUUUUAUAAGAUAUUCAACGUCGGGUAUAAUUUCAGCCUUUGCUGCCGAUAUUGAUGAGAGUAUUGGAAUUGGAUGGACAUUUACUUUAAUAGGAG